Maylandia zebra (zebra mbuna) is the source of this 7434-nucleotide messenger RNA. It is a transcript of the gene fhdc1, whose product is annotated as FH2 domain containing 1. The record is from RefSeq and is a predicted model, not a curated record. NCBI's taxonomy places the organism in Eukaryota, Metazoa, Chordata, Actinopteri, Cichliformes, Cichlidae.
UUCCGCCUUGUGAUUGCACCAGUGCUCACACGCUAGCGCGCGCGAGGAGGGUGAGCGGCACGUGCAUGCGCCCGUUCCACCUGGCCCAAUCACGUACGAGGAAGCUGAGAGCAGCGCUACAGUCUGCCGCCGCUGCCGUGGAGCCUCGCAUUGACCCGCAGCUCGGCCAGCAGCUCACCUGACAGGGCUGACAGCCCGAGAAGACCACGCAAGAUUUUCUCUCUGAAAAGUAUCUUUCGCUAACACCAACGGCGUCGGAGCCCUGUCGUCCGUCCGCUCCAUGGCCAUCAUUUCCCCCUGCCCACUACCUCUGGGAGGUGUCUUUCAAAGGCCCCACUUAGGGCGAUGGAUGACCAGCUGAGUGACGGAGAUGAAUCAAUGGAUGCAGCCUGUUCAUAGUGACUAGAUUAGGAGACACCAACCAGCGCUGCAGCGAGCUGAUGUUCUCUGGAAAUUCAGGAGAUACAGAUCACAUAUUUGUUUAGUUUGUGUCAGCACAGAGACUGUAUGCUGACUGCUCAACCUUGCGAUGCUUGUUAUGAGUUGUACAUCCACAACAAAUGAGCCAGAGAGCUGUAGCAGCGAGGGGAGCAGCUGCACCACUUCCUCCAUCACUACCUCAGACCCUUCUUCUAUGUCUGGGCACGGUCAACCCACCUUGCUUUCUGACACCACCCAGAAUGAAGUGCCGCCCCCUCCUCCCCUCCCGCCCCCACCUCCUGGGGCACCGCCGCCCCCUCCGCCCCUGGCAAACACAUCAUCCAACCACAAUGGGAGGAAAAAGCGCCGGGUCCGCAGCUUCUACUGGAAGCCUAUCCCAGAGGAGAAGGUGCGCGGGAAGCCGAACAUCUGGACGCUGGCGGUGCGGCAGCAGCAGUACCAGAUCGAUGUUCGCUCGGUGGAGGAGCUGUUUGGGCAGCAGGAGGAUGCGGGGACGGGCCUCCGUGGGUCAGCAGCAUCAACUGCAACAUCAACUCACGUAUCCCGAUCACGCUCCUUUAAGGAGACCAAGAAAGACGAGGUCAACAUCCUUGACUCAAAGAGGGGGAUGAACGUGGGCAUUUUCCUCAAGCAGUUUAAGAAGUCCAACCGCUCCAUUGUCGAAGACAUACGAAAAGGAGAAGGAAAGAUUUAUGGAGCGGAGCUGCUCAAAGACCUGCUGAAGCUCCUGCCCGACGCAGAGGAGAUUAAGAAGCUGCAGGCAUUCAAAGGAGAUCCAGACAAGCUGACACUGGUCGAUUCCUUUAUGUACCUCUUGAUCCAGGUGCCACGGUUCGAGGUUCGGAUUGAGGCCAUGGUCCUCCAGGAAGAGUUCCUCCCUUGUUGUGCUGCGAUGGGCCAUGAGAUUGAUGUCGUCCGUGUUGUGACUAAACAGCUGAUGAGCUGUGAGGAGCUUCAUGCUAUCCUGCAUCUGGUGCUGCAGGCAGGAAACAUUAUGAACGCGGGUGGCUAUGCAGGGAACGCUGUGGGAUUCAAGCUGUCAUCCCUCCUUUCACUGGCUGACACCAAAGCCAACAAGCCGGGGAUGAACCUGCUGCAUUUUGUGGCCAUGGAGGCGAAGAAAAAGGACGAGAAGUUGCUCAAGUUUCCUGAGAAGCUUCAAGAUGUCCAGAGUGCAGCCAGAAUUUCAGUGGAAAACAUUGAGGAGGAGUUUUCCUCCUUGUAUGUCCGAAUCAAAUCCCUGGAAGAGAAAGUUCAAGGAGACCAGGAGCUGCUGCAGCAGCUGGAGCCCUUCCUGCAGAGUGCAGCACUGACACUUCAGGACUUAAAGAGACGCAGGCUGGAUCUGCGUAAAGAGGGAAGUACUCUCAUCGAUUUCUUUUGUGAAGACAAGGACACGUUCAAGCUGGACGAGGGCUUCCGGAUCUUUCAGGACUUCUGCAUCAAAUUCAAGAAAGCUGUUAAGGACAACACGGACCGGGAGUUGAAGGAAGCAGCCAGACAGCGUCGUCUCAAAGAACUGGAGGAAAAGCGUUUUGCGUGGUCGAGCGGGGAUCAGACCGGCGGAUUUGGUCGCAGCAGCAGCGAGAACGACGUGGAAAUGCUCACCAAGGAGGGCCUCCUGGAGUUUUUCCAGAGGUCUCAGAGUCCACACUGCCCGCUGGAACGUUCUGCCAGCGCACGCCGACACCGACACACCAUGACCUCCAUAGCAGAUCGUGAACUCCAGGGAUACUUGGAGCUGUUCGGAAGCACAGGGAACACCUCUGACUUUUCAAAAUUUAACAGCCUACCUCGGUUAGGCCGUCCUAUCCAGCGGAGGAUGGCCCCCUGGAUGUUAGGCCAGGACAAUAACCGGGAACUGGGCCGUGAAAGAAAAGCAACGUCUCCGCAUUCAGAAACUGAGCCGAUCGUCUCACACGCCAAGUUUUCUUCCUCUGAGCUAAACGAUAACGGGGACAACAACAACAACAACAAUUACUCAUCUGUGUCAGAGAGCAGCGCUCUGCCUCGGCCCUUUUGUGUCUUUCAGAAGCCUGCCCAUAUUCCCAACCCAGCAAUUACUGGCCACAUGAGUGUUAGUGUGGAGAAGCAUACUUUAGUCCGAGGUCCUCAGGCUUUUGACCUAAUCAGUCCAAACAAUAACAGCAAUCACAUGCACUUUGUCAACCGGGGGGACGUUGUGGUGACGGAUCUGGAAAUAGGGAGACAGUCACCACCCAAGAAUCUGGACAACCUUUCACAUGAUACAUUUUUGGAAAGGGGGGGAAAUCUAAAGGUAGUAUGGGAAGAUACAAUAGUUCCUCCAACUCAGGCUGGGGUCUCUCCUCAGAGAGAGAAAGACGAAGAGGACUACAGCACAGUUUCAUCCACAACCUGUGAUACCCCUCUUCCACUAGAUACCUCUGUAUCCAACAAGAAGCCAAUGUUUUAUAUAAUGGACUGCACAGAAACGGACAUCUCUGUCACCUUGGAUUGCUCUGAGGUGGAAUCCUCGUCUACAAAAGAAGGACUUCAUUUCCAAACAGCUGACUGCAUCAAAGAUCAGGAGAGUCGGCAAGACCCGCAAUCCACAUCUCCCAACGACCAGUCUGCUUCAACUAAUGAGCUCUCAGCCCCCAAAUCUGUGGAUGCAGCAUCUAUGGCUCCAUCUACUACCACAGAAGAGUGGGACACGGAGAGCUGCGACACCGCUGAAGGAAAACAGACUGCGGGGAAAGAUGCACAACGAAGCAGCCGAAAGCCAGCGCCUACAAAGAGCAAAGGCAGCAAAGCAACCAAAACCAGUGCAGGCCAUGGUGUGCGAACGCUGGCCAACAACGAUAACCAGGGUAUGCGGAAAGUCAUCCCUAUUACCAAGCUGACCAGGACAGGUAGCAGCAGGCGAGCAGAGAAACCUGCAGUUCACGAUAGCGGGGAGACACGGCGGCCUCCCCGUGACCAGAGCACUCCGGCAAGAGGAAGGAGCGAGAAGACAACGAGACCUCCUCGGCACUCCAGUUUGCCUCCUGAUGAGUCAAAAGCCCAGAAGGGAGGUGCUCUCACGGGCAGCGUUUCUAGAUGGGCACGUGAUUCAAUGCCUAGGAAAGCUUCAAUCCACAAGCCAAGCGCCAAACCCGUGAGGAACAUUCCCAAGCCGGCGCCUGAGGAGAAGAUGUGCCGCUCUACUAUGAGAGCCCUCGCUCAGGCUCAAGCUCAAGCUCAGACAUCUCCUGAGAACAGCAGUUCACACACACACAGUGCAAAAAACACUUCUGGAGUCCCCAGCUUCGCCCGCAAUACUGUGGCCUCGUCUUCCAGGACCAGGAAAGAGCUGGGCCCUCCGUCGGUCCCUUCCACCCCGUCUCGCAGCCCCUCCCUCCUGGGUCGACAAAAGCCGACCCGGGCAUCACACGCAGGUCACACCAGUGACGAGCGGCCACAGGCAACAAGCCUGCGGCGGGUGCAAAGCGUGAAGGCAACAAGCUGCAGCACCUACCGUAGCGAGACCCCGCCUCCCCCUGUAGCACGUGAGAACGUUCGUAAAUCUAGCAGCUUCUCUGAAAAGUCUGUGCAGCCCAGAGACUUGAUGACAUCCAGCAGAAGCAGGAAGCCGAGCUGGAAGUAAAAAACAAAACAAAACAAAAAAAAACCUGACUGCAGGAUAACAGGAAGCAGGAAGAGAGGACUUUUUUUUUUUUUUUUGCUUGUUUUUUUUUUUUUUUUUUUACCUGCUUUGGCGUGAACUCACGUUCGCUCUGCUCGUCUAGAGUUAUCCAUGCAUAUCAAACAAAAGCAUGUUAAGCUUUCUCACUGUGUAAGAAUCCCUCUGUAGCUGGCUCUGUAUCAGGUUUACGAAUCACAAAGAGCAAGAUGCAAUGAAGUGCACACGUUCCUCAUUUCCUCUUCUUGUUUUUUGUUUUUGUUUCUAAGGGUCGGAAGAAAUCUAAACUGACAAAUGGCGAAUUGGUGCUUUUACACUGCAGCCUCUUUGCCUGCUUAGCUGUCUGCGUUCAGUAUGUUUUGGUGUCUGUGACGCUGUUGACGUCAGACACGACUACAUAAAGCUGCUAAUUAGCUCUGACAGAUUUGAGACCGACUUUCAGCGUCUGUUUCAUUCAGGGUUACGAGAUUUGUUGUACCUCACCUCGCUGCUGUCACGGUGUCUUUUUCACUUUGCUGCUUCUUCCCGUAGACUAACAGCGCUCCGUUUGCUUUGUGAUUCUUUUUGCUUGAUACCUCAGAACGAUCGCAGUGGCCUUGCACCAGCAGAAAAAGUAGACUUGUUCAUUUGGUUCUGCAUGAUGAUGACGAUGUAGACAAAAUCAGAUCAGUUUUACAAAAAAAUAACUGCAAUGUCACUUUUUAAGAAAUUCCUGGUAUACUGUAUUAAUGUUACAACAAUAUAUAAAAGUCACACAUAUUAUGCCAGUGUGUAUACCAACCGUGGUACUUCUCGUACUGUAUCAGUAGUUUGUAAAUGUGUUAGGACUCCUCCAUAAUAUUUUGGAGUAGACAUGCACGUGGGAAAUGUUUCCUGUUUCAGCUAAUACAUGAAAAAAACGCUAACGCUGUGAAAGAAAACCACCGAGCGCAACAGAAACACAAAGACACUGAUGCCAUCAUCAGUCAUGUUUUUAGAGUCUGACCUAAUUUUUCUACUGUGAACAUUGUCGUCUCAUAUUUUCUCUAGGCUUGUUCAAUUACAACAGUAAGCCCGUGGUUGUAAUUCAGCCUGGAUCUAGUUUGUUGCUGUCAUGAGUAUCAUCACGACGCAGAAACAGGCUCAUUUAAAUUUAUCCCCAGUGAUAAAUUUAUUAUUAAAAAAGAAAGAUUCGCUGUACUGAAGGUUUUUCCUUAAAUUCUUGGAAACAAUUUCAAGCAUUUAAAAACACUCAGAAUAAGAUGUUCAGAGAGUUUCUCAGGCUGCGACUGCAUUUUCUCUUCGUUCAGUCAAAAAUGACUCUAGGACAAAAGUAUGGUUCACGAAUGACAAACUCAAAAAUAGAUUAGAUACUUUGUUGCACCAGUGUGAACAAAAACAGCUGGCAGAGGUUAUACAUUUUCUUCUACAUCACACAAAUUGAACAUAAACAUGCUAAGAUGAUAUGUUAUAGUAUAUGCAUUAUAUGGACAAAACUACCAGCUACAGAUUACACUGACAGGAGCUGCUUGGACAUGGAAACACAAACUGAGAUUUCUGAGGUGUGCGCUAAUACUUUUGUUUAUUUCUGUAGUGCAACCAAACCAAAUGUUUCUCCAAAUGAAGUAUUAGCUGUUUGUAAAUUCAGAUGGUUUGAUGAGCUUUUAAGGAUUCAGUAAAAAUCUUCAGUACAGCAGCAGGAGCUGACAAACGACGGUCUUUGCUUUUCAGAUAUUGGAAGUUCUUCAUAUUUCAGAAAAUAAAAAGUAAUGUAAACAUCAUGUAAGUGCAGCACCGCCGUCCACUUUGCACCACUUGCCUUUUAGAAUACAUUGUGCCAUUGCCUUGAUGGAAACAACACUCUCAACAGUGCAUUGCCUUAAAGCUUAAUGUAGCCAAUCAAUCACCAGUAGAAGCUCCUUGAUUGUAAAAGGAGAGUAGAAACUUUACUGCCUUCCAUCACAUCAAAGUCAAACUCUGCUGGUCACUUUGUAAAUAAUGUAAAGAUGUUUUCUGACCAUUCAUAUGUUUAUAUUUCAUAAAAACAUAAAGAGUAAGAGAAUAAAUCAUGUGUGCACGCACAGAUGUUUAAAAAGCAAGGGUCGACCUGUAGGGUGUGGACACGCUGCGAGUGUCUUCCUGUUCCCUGUCAUGCAAAUGAAGCUGAUGGACUGAUGACACAAUAGGCCCAGUGUGACAAACCACUGUGUGUGGCCUGACGCCACCUAAAUAUAGAUCCUCCUGUUACAGUAUCAGAGUUAUUUAGGGCUGUGAUAGUUGCUAUUAACACAUGUUUUCAGGAAUUUUAAAUCCCACCAGUAGCAAAAAUCAGAAGUAAUCUUCAAGCCCAUCAAACCAAAGGAAUCAUUUGCGAUGCUUGUUUUUGUCCAACCAUCUGAACCAGCUGUUUGUUUUCUAAAUAAAUUAGAAAUCUCACAUUUUCAGCACCACAAUAGUGACUUCUGAACUUAAUGUCUGUCUGGAGCAGUUACAUUAAAAUGUAUUUGAUGUAUGAAAAAACAAGUGGAUGUGUUUGAACAUUUUGGAAAACCCUUAACUGACACUUUUAGACUCCUUUGAGAUCUUUGAAAGAUUGCCCUCCUGUAAAUGUAACCUUUUUCAGACUACACUGACAAAAAAAGAAAAGUGUCCACUUCAUUUCUAACCAAAGCUGAGUCAUGGAAAUGUCCACUCUUUAAAAAAACAAACAAACUGAAAACUCCAACUGUUUGAUGACCUCAUGGAAAGAUGAUGCUUCCACAACCGCGGCAUCAUUUUAAGCUUUACAAUGGGUGCCCUUUACAUUACAUGACAACAGCUUACAGCAGCAGAGCUGCUCGUGAGUUUGAAUGCUUGUUCGCUCUCGUCACCACAGCUUCUGCAUUUAAGGAAUGGUUACCAUAGUAACAUUAGUUUCCAUUAUAAAGUGUCCUGUCAGCUCUGUACAGCAACACCUUCGUCACGUUACAAGUUUUGUAGCGCUGCUUAAAAGUUACGUGACUUUAUAAAGUUUGGAGUGAGUCAUUUUUAUCUGUUGUAUUUCGUUACUGACACACGCCAACCCCACUGCAACAAGCCUGUCUUACUGUAGCAUUCGUUGCCCAAGGAUGUAUUUGUACUCUGAUGUGAUUCUCUGAGAAUAGGACUUGUCUUUUGUUUUCACAGCUGAGGCAAAUAGGUGCUCUGCUGCUCUGCUCGGUCAUCUCUAAAUCUGAAGUUUCAUGAUGGAAAAAACAAAAAAAGCUCCAAUACAUAAAGAAAAUGACCACCUCUGAUCACUAGACCGCAGGGCUGCGAAAUGUGUUAUUACUGUUCCACUUUAUAUUUCUGAUGCUGAUAUAAAUAAAUCACAUUGCUGUGUAAACUGGAAA